ACGAUGCAACUAAAAAAAUAGAGGAAAGAAGAAGAGAAACUUCCACUCAUAUUAGCAUUAUUAUUAUUAAAUUCAAAAAACCUGCUGCGUAUGCUUUAGAGUUUAGAAUAUGGCAACAAGUAAGAGCUACUUUGCCACACGAAGCCACAACUUGUUCCCUGUCUCUCAAGACAGAGACUCGACACCGUCGCUAACCAUGGAUUCCGAUUCCGGGUUUGAAUUCGACGAGUCAGAUAUUUACAACUCGGGCCGUGCUAACUCGCUCGAGUUCAGCAGAUCCCUUCACGGCUCUUCCUCAAAGAUGGUAGACUCCGGUGGUCGCGCGGCGUCGCUGCCGGUCAACAUCCCCGAUUGGUCAAAGAUAUUAGGGAACGAGUACAGAGAGAAUAAUAACAACCGGAGGAGGAACAGCAUCGAGGACGAGGAAGAGAACGAGGGUUACGAUGUUGAGAGGAGUGUGAGGUUGCCACCGCAUGAGUUUCUUGCAAGGACAAGGAUGGCUUCCUUCUCUGUUCACGAAGGUGUAGGAAGAACUCUCAAGGGACGAGAUCUCAGCAGGGUCCGAAAUGCCAUUUGGGCCAAAACCGGGUUCCAAGACUGAAUAGCGAUCACCAAAGCUUUUUAUUUUACCUUCUUCUUUAUGUCACUAUAUAUAUUGGCAUGGUUUUAUAGUAUUAUUCAGUUUUGUUUUGUUUGGUCAUUAAAUUCAUGUAUAUGAGGUUUCAGUUAUUAAUUCGAAAC
This is a messenger RNA of Gastrolobium bilobum, 741 nucleotides long. RefSeq names its product protein S40-4. The transcript has a single exon. Bases 110 to 601 code for a protein of 163 amino acids. Lineage: Eukaryota; Viridiplantae; Streptophyta; Magnoliopsida; Fabales; Fabaceae. The record is from RefSeq and is a predicted model, not a curated record.